AUGUCUGAGAACUGCAUCACGGAUAACUUCGCGACAAACUGGUUACCUCAUUUUUCCCCUGAAGGCAACAUCCUCCCUGAUGUCUCCUUCAAAGUAGACUGCCAGAUCUGCAGCAAGUCACUCGCUAUCUCAGAUCCCGCAGAUGGUGAGAAUUUCGAGACAUUUACAGUUUUGCCUUGUGGCCACGCCUUCGGUCUCGAGGACGUACAGACUUGGGUCAUAGCCUCGGAUUCGGCAACUUGUCCUUCUUGCCGAGAGCCUCUAUGGCACCGCGAUUGCGAGCAUUACAUUAGCCUCAGACCACUAGAAGCUGGGAUGAAUAAUAUGCGUAAAGCCAUAUCCAAGUGUAUAAGACAGAUCCCCCCAAAAUGUCGGCAUUGCCGCCAUGGCAACGCUGAUGAUAGCCCAUCAGACGAUCACGGAGACGACGCUCCCGGACCUCUCUUUGAUGAGGCAGAGCUUGCAAGACUUUUUAUUGGCGAUAAUGCAACGGCGCAUGAUGAGGCAGAGCCUGAAAUACUUUUUAUUGAUAAUAAUGGAGCGGCGCAUCGCGUUGAACUCAGAUCGAGCAGAAAUGUUCAUGGGCCUCGUCAAAGAGUCCAGUUGGCGUCAGGGGUGCAGGUAACGUACGACCCAAGGGCAGCUUCACCACCACAACGGCUACCACGAAGAAGUGCGAGACACUACGCUGAAACGGGCCAACAGCCGCCAAACUUGCAGCGAAGGAAUGCCAUUGUUGGUGGUAUGGCAACAGCGCCAGAUUUUGGCUCGCGUAGAUCAGAACGUGGUCGUAGCCGUCAACAUGGCCCACCUAUUCAGGGGCAAUGGGACGAUGUAGAUGAGCUCAUGGAGAGAAUGGCCCGUCGAAUUGGUAGGGAUCCUCUUCUUUGUCGUUACCUUGUCCAUCUUACUAUCUUCGUCCUCAUGUGUCUAGUGAGCACCGUAUUGCUCAUUUAUGACGGUUUUAGGAAGAUGAUAGAACGUCGAGAUGGCGAGUGA
Messenger RNA from Xylaria bambusicola, 999 nucleotides. RefSeq lists its product as uncharacterized. The record is from RefSeq and is a predicted model, not a curated record. Lineage: Eukaryota; Fungi; Ascomycota; Sordariomycetes; Xylariales; Xylariaceae. The transcript is spliced from 2 exons. The coding region runs from base 1 to 999 and encodes 332 amino acids.